Molecule: messenger RNA, 850 nt
Organism: Rhinopithecus roxellana (golden snub-nosed monkey)
Lineage: Eukaryota; Metazoa; Chordata; Mammalia; Primates; Cercopithecidae
Product: histone H3.1t-like
Exons: 3
Coding region: 141-809 (222 amino acids)
Cellular component (GO): nucleosome
Molecular function (GO): DNA binding; structural constituent of chromatin; protein heterodimerization activity
Source: RefSeq, a predicted model, not a curated record
CCAGCAGCCACAAAGCACUAGAGCAAUCGAUGCUAAGAGGUGACAGGAAAAACAGGCUGCAACGAUCCAGCCAAAGGAAUGCCGUUGCAGCGGUGGUCAACCUAAAACACUGUGGAAGGGCAAGUUAGGCCUACUUAGCAAUGGCACGGACAAAGCAGACAGCUCGCAAGUCCACCGGCGGCAAAGCGCCGCGCAAGCAGCUGGCCACCAAGGCGGCUCGCAAGAGUGCUCCGGCCACCGGUGGAGUCAAGAAGCCCCAUCGCUACCGCCCCGGCACCGUGGCUCUGCGCGAGAUCCGCCGCUACCAGAAGUCCACUGAGCUGCUAAUCCGGAAGCUACCUUUUCAGCGCUUGGUACGGGAGAUCGCACAGGACUUUAAGACCGACCUGCGCUUCCAGAGCUCGGCGGUGAUGGCGCUGCAAGAGGCUUGCGAGGCCUACCUGGUGGGGCUAUUUGAGGACACCAACCUGCGUUGUGUGCGACUCGUCUUGCUCAUCAUGUCCGGCCGCGGCAAAGGCGGGAAGGGUCUUGGCAAAGGCGGCGCUAAGCGCCACCGCAAGGUGCUGCGUGACAACAUCCAGGGCAUCACCAAGCCGGCCAUCCGGCGCCUUGCUCGCCGCGGCGGCGUGAAGCGCAUCUCCGGCCUCAUCUACGAGGAGACCCGCGGGGUGCUGAAGGUCUUUCUGGAGAACGUGAUCCGGGAUGCUGUGACCUACACGGAGCACGCCAAGCGCAAGACGGUCACCGCCAUGGAUGUGGUUUACGCGCUGAAGCGCCAGGGUCGCACCCUCUACGGUUUCGGCGGUUAAGCUUCCUAGUCUAUCCAUAAAAGGCCCUUUUCAGGGCCCCC